Messenger RNA from Ectocarpus sp. CCAP 1310/34, 1227 nucleotides. Lineage: Eukaryota; Phaeophyceae; Ectocarpales; Ectocarpaceae. The record is from the annotation of a GenBank genome assembly.
AUGCUCAAGGCGUCGCGCAAGAAGCGCAGCAUCGCGAGGCGGAGAGCACUGGAAACGUUCUUCGAGGGCAAUGUACGGCAGGUCGAGAAGAAGAGCCGCGAGGGAUAUCAGGCGGGUUUCUACAGGCACCUACCUGAAGAUGAUCGACGUCGAAGCAUCGCGAGGCGGAGAGCACUGGAAACGUUCUUCGAGGGCAAUGUACGGCAGGUCGAGAAGAAGAGCCGCGAGGGAUAUCAGGCGGGUUUCUACAGGCACCUACCUGAAGAUGAUCGACGUCGAAGGCACCUGAAGAUGAUCGACGUCGAAGGUAAGAGGUCGUUCACCUCUCAGAACAUCAAGGACGAGGACGGCAAGGUCCUUCGGGACCCCACGUUUAUUCGCCAACGGUGGGCACGGUGGUUCCACAAGCUUGUCAACACCAAGUCGCCGACGAUCGACCUGCAUGCGGCUGACAAGGUCAAGCGGUGGCCCACGUGCGUGCCACUCGACGACAUCCCAUCUCUACUUGAGGUUGAGGAAGCGGUACGGGAAAUGGCCAACAGAAAGGCCGUCGGGCCGGACGACCUACCGGCUGAGCUGAUCAAGCUUUUCCUGGACGGAGAUCAAGGUCUCCUCCGCGAAUUCCACGCCAUUGUCGUGGACGUGUGGCAGACUGGGGACGUACCACAGCAGUGGAAGGAUGCCACCAUCAAAGUGCUGUUCAAGAAGGGGGACACGAUGGAGUGCGGCAACUACCGGGGCAUCUCUCUCGUCGCACACGCCGACAAGGUGCUGUUUAAGGUCGUCGCUACACGACUGAGCCAUUACUGCGAGCGAGAGGGCAUCCUCCCGGAGGAGCAGAGCGGUUUCCGCCCACACCGGUCGACGCUCGACAUGCUGUUCGCCAUCCAGCGGCUCCAUGAGCUCGCGAGGAAGAAGAGUACUGCGGUGUUCGCGUGCUUCGUCGACCUCACCAAGGCAUACGAUUCGGUGGACCGAGACCUACUGUGGGACGUGCUCCGACGCUUCGGCGUGCCCCCGAAGAUGCUGGCGGUCAUUCGCCACUUCCACGAGGGCAUGAGGGCGCGCGUCCGAACGGACGACGGGCAGUACUCGUAAUGGUUCGACGUGGGCCAAGGCCUCCGACAGGGAUGCAACCUGGCCCCGCUGCUGUUCAACUUGUUCUUUGCCGCGAUGCUCAUGGUCGCCGUGGCCGAGUUCGACAAGGACCCCAAGGUGACGGCGGAC